Messenger RNA from Fraxinus pennsylvanica, 318 nucleotides. Lineage: Eukaryota; Viridiplantae; Streptophyta; Magnoliopsida; Lamiales; Oleaceae. The record is from the annotation of a GenBank genome assembly.
AUGAGGACACCUGAUCUGCUUACUGUGCUUGAGCAAGUUGUUGCCAUUAAUUGCUCUGGUUUCAAUGAUUAUGAUCUUCCAUCUCACUUUGAAACAAAAGCUGAAAUCUUUCCCAGGGGUUUGGAUAUAGACCUUGAUUGGGGGAAGAAUGAUGUGUUUUUAUCUGAUUUGAGCAAUUUUUCGUUGAAAAGUCAAAAAAAGAUGAUGAUGAUGAAGGCUAUGAAGGAGGAGGAAGAGAUCUGUAGAGAGGUAGAGAAGAUUGUUAAAUGGGCAAAGCAAGCUUCAACAUGGAUGUUUCUAGCAUUGAAGAUGAGCUAA